Molecule: messenger RNA, 1424 nt
Organism: Aethina tumida (small hive beetle)
Lineage: Eukaryota; Metazoa; Arthropoda; Insecta; Coleoptera; Nitidulidae
Exons: 2
Coding region: 263-1327 (354 amino acids)
Source: RefSeq, a predicted model, not a curated record
CAUACUGCCGAACCGACUCGUAGACCGUAGAUUACGUAAAAUAGUUAUACGACCGACCUCAGCCGGCCGAUUCUUCCGAAAAUGACUUUCUCAGUGCUCGGGUACGAUAUGGGGCAAGAGGGAGGCAAAGGGGGAGGACUUUUUGCACAACAUUGUGUAUCAAACGUAUAGAGGUGAAUUGGUCUGGGUGGCGAAAGUAAAGACACACUAUAAAAGUGACUGAAGGUCUUCAUUCUGCAUACAGUUCAACCUUUGGUACUCCAUGAAAACGAUAAUGAAGCCAUUGUUCUUGUUAUUUUUCUUAGUCCUCGCCGUAACGGCAGAGGAGAAGAAGGAAGACAAAAAGCAGACAAAACGUGGAUUACUUUCCUUGGGUUACGGAUACGGUGGUGAUUACGACAACGGUUAUUCCUUGGGUUCUGGUGGUCACGGACUUGAAGGCGGAUACACUUUGGGAGGUGGACUCUCUUUUGGACAUGGUCACUAUGCUCCGAUCGACUUGGGACACAGCACUGCCGUUGAAAAGACCAUCACCGUUUUGAAGGGAAUCCCUUACCCUGUCACUAAGCAUGUGCCUUACCCUGUCACCAAGCACGUACCUUACCCAGUCAAAGUAGCUGUACCUCAACCAUACCCAGUCGAGAAACCUGUCCCAGUGCCAGUUAAAGUACCAGUUAAGGUGCCGGUACCAGUGCCACAACCCUACCCAGUUGAGAAAAUAGUACAUGUUCCCGUCAAAGUACCAGUCGACAGGCCUUACCCAGUUAAAGUACUGGUACCCCAACCUUACCCAGUAGAAAAACCAGUUCAUGUUCCAGUUAAGGUACUCGUACCACAACCCUACCCAGUUGAAAAGCAAGUACCUUACCCAGUUAAGGUACCAGUACAUGUACCACAACCCUACCCAGUUAUCAAACACGUCCCAGUCCCAGUCAAGGUACCAGUUGACAGACCAGUACCAGUACAUGUCCCACAGCCUUAUCCAGUGCAUGUCAUCAAGAAAAUCCCAGUCCCAGUUGAAAAGCACGUGCCAUACCCAGUUAAAGUACCAGUUGACAGACCAGUUCCAUACCCUGUCGUCAAGCCAGUAGGCUAUCCAGUCAAAGUACCAGUACCAGCCCCGUACCCAGUCGAAAAACCAGUACCAUACCCAGUCGAGAAGCCAGUCCCAUACCCAUUCAAAGUGUACGUUGACAGACCAGUACCCGUCGAAGUCGAAAAGCACGUACCAGUACCAGUUGCUAAACCAGUACCGGUCCCAGUUAAGGUACCAGUCCUGGUCCCAUACGAAAAUCACCAUGAACACCACUACGAUCACCACUAUUAAAAGUAAUCCACACUGUGUGUGUGUUUCAUUAUUUUGUAAUUAUUUAUGAAUUAGGUAAUACUACUUAUGAAUUAAUAAAUGAUGUUAUUUUUUCAAA